Messenger RNA from Oppiella nova, 528 nucleotides. The record is from the annotation of a GenBank genome assembly. NCBI's taxonomy places the organism in Eukaryota, Metazoa, Arthropoda, Arachnida, Sarcoptiformes, Oppiidae.
CACCUGUCGAUCAAAGACCGGAUCCAAUUGUCCACAAUCCUGGACACUGACCACAAUUGGAAACUAUUGGCCGCUAUUAUACCCAAACCGGAUGGGAAGACCGGCCCUUUGAUCACCAGCUCUAAUGUUAAAGUAUUGGAGGAUUUGCUGAAAAUAGGCAAAAGUCCCACUCAAGCCUUACUUGACUUCUGGGGAACCAGUGGUCGAAAACGGGCCACAAUUGAGGACUUUAUAAGACUAUUAAAUUCUUGUCACUUAUACAGAGCCUCACUAUUAUUAUGCAAAGAUAUACUUAAGAUUGAAUCGUAUGAGCACUUGAUUGAUAUCAAUUGCGAUGACAAUGAAUCCAUCAAUAAAAUGAUGAGUGAUAUGAAUCUCAAUACUAAAAACAGCGAUCAAUUCAAUGAUAAUAAGAAUUGUUUUGAUAAAGAAUUUAAUGAUUUGUCGACAAAACUGUGUCAACAGUCGACCGAUACUAAUGAGGAUAAGAAUCGCAUAUUAGAUCCGUCAGCGCCUAAUGAAUCACUG